GUCGUCGUCGUCGUCGUCGUCGUCGUCGUCGUCGUCGUUAUCAUGAUCACUAUGACCAUCAUCUGCAGCCGUUUUGGCUCCCCCGCUGCUGGUCGAGUCAGCGUGGACGUGUUUUUGAAACGAGAGUGCUUCCCUUGUUGGUGUUCAGUCCAGCCUCUCCACUUUUUGUAAAUUUCGUCAUCAUUGUCUAGCAAUGGCUAAUUCGUCCACCCUAGCUUCCGCCGCGCUCGUGGCUGCUGCCGCGGCAGCCCUUUGCGGGGGCUUGUCCUUCGUAGCACCAUCAAGCCAGGCUCAGUUGCAGAUGCCCGUCCAGUCGCAAUCUGCCUUGGGCGCCCCCGAGUCGACCACCCCACUGCCAGUGGCCAGCUCGGCGCCAGCAGCCGUCAGCCUUGCCCUGAUUGGCCUCUCUGCAGCGUUUGCGUUCGCAUCCCGCCAGGCCCUCGCCGCCACCCGCAAGGCCACGACCGUGCCCGCACGGAACCGUCUGGUAUCCGUCGCUGCGUUCGAGAGCGAGCUGGGCGUUCAGGACCCGGUGGGCUUCUGGGACCCUGCUGGGUUCACGGCGGAUGGUAGCACGGAGAAUUUCGCCAGGCGACGCCAGACAGAGCUGAAGCACGGCCGCGUGAGCAUGCUGGCUACCAUGGGCUACAUCACGCCUGAAAUCACCGGCAAGCUGCCUGGCUAUCUGUCGCCUUCGGCUGGCCUGAAGUUCGCAGACAUCCCGAACGGGCUCGGCGCGAUCUCCAAGGUUCCCGCGGCGGGCUGGGCGCAGAUCGUGGCGUACGGCGCGUUCUGCGAGCUGUCCCAGGACCAGUCCGCUGGCACCGCUGCCGCGGCCGGCGACUUCGGCUUCAAGGUGCUUACGUCCAGCGACCCCGCGGAGAAGCAGAAGAAGCUUGCGGCAGAGAUCGCGAACGGUCGCCUUGCCAUGAUGGCCAUCAUCGGCAUGUUCUUCCAGGACGGUUGACGGGCUCCGCCUGGGGCGACUGGGCGCUCUACACGGGAUCCCCGCUGCGCGCGUUCGAGAGCGAGCUUGGCGUUCAGGACCCGGUGGGCUUCUGGGACCCUGCUGGGUUCACGGCGGAUGGUAGCACGGCGAACUUCGCCAGGAGGCGCCAGACAGAGCUGAAGCACGGCCGCGUGAGCAUGCUGGCGACCAUGGGCUACAUCACGCCCGAAAUCACCGGCAAGCUGCCAGGCUACCUGUCGCCUUCGGCUGGCCUGAAGUUCGCGGACAUCCCGAACGGGCUCGGUGCGAUCUCCAAGGUUCCCGCGGCGGGCUGGGCGCAGAUCGUGGCGUACGGCGCGUUCUGCGAGCUGUCCCAGGACCAGUCCGCUGGCACCGCUGCCGCGGCCGGCGACUUCGGCUUCAAGGUGCUUACGUCCAGCGACCCCGCGGAGAAGCAGAAGAAGCUGGCGGCGGAGAUCGCGAAUGGCCGCCUUGCCAUGAUGGCCAUCAUCGGCAUGUUCUUCCAGGACGGUCUGACUGGCUCCGCCUGGGGCGACCCGGUGGGCUUCUGGGACCCUGCUGGGUUCACGGCGGAUGGUAGCACGGAUUCGCGGACAUCCCGAACGGGCUCGGUGCGAUCUCCAAGGUUCCCGCGGCGGGCUGGGCGCAGAUCGUGGCGUACGGCGCGUUCUGCGAGCUGUCCCAGGACCAGUCCGCUGGCACCGCUGCCGCGGCGGGUGACUUCGGGUUCAAGGUGCUGACGUCCAGCGACGCCGGGGAGAAGCAGAAGAAGUUGGCAGCUGAGAUCGCCAACGGUCGUCUGGCCAUGAUGGCGAUCAUCGGCAUGUUCUUCCAGGACGGCCUGACCGGCUCUGCCUGGGGCGACUGGGCGCUCUACACUGGGUCUCCGCUGCGCGCGUUCGAGACUGAGCUGGGCGUGCAGGACCCAGUUGGCUUCUGGGACCCUGUUGGGUUCACGGCGGAUGGUAGCACGGCUAAUUUCGCCCGCCGGCGCCAGACCGAACUGAAGCACGGCCGCGUGAGUAUGCUGGCGACGAUGGGCUACAUCACCCCAGAGAUUACCGGCAAGCUGCCCGGGUAUUUGUCGCCGUCCGCGGGCCUGAAGUUCGCGGACAUCCCGAACGGGCUCGGUGCGAUCUCCAAGGUUCCCGCGGCGGGCUGGGCGCAGAUCGUGGCGUACGGCGCGUUCUGCGAGCUGUCCCAGGACCAGUCCGCUGGCACCGCUGCCGCGGCUGGCGACUUCGGCUUCAAGGUGCUUACAUCCAGCGACCCCGCGGAGAAGCAGAAAAAGCUUGCGGCGGAGAUCGCGAACGGUCGCCUUGCCAUGAUGGCCAUCAUCGGCAUGUUCUUCCAGGACGGUCUGACGGGCUCCGCCUGGGGCGACUGGGCGCUCUACACGGGAUCCCCGCUGCGCGCGUUCGAGAGCGAGCUUGGCGUUCAGGCCCCUGUGGGAUUCUUUGACCCGCUGGGGCUGACCAAGGACGGCGAUACCACCACGUUCUUGCGCCGCCGCAACACCGAGAUCAAGCACGGGCGCGUCGCCAUGUGGGCUUGCAUUGGGUACAUCGUGCCCGAGUACUUCCGGUGGCCUGGCUUCUGCUCGCCGUCAGCUGGUGUCUCGUUCGCGGACGUGCCGAACGGCCUGGCGGCACUGUCCAAGGUGCCUGCCUUUGGCUGGUGCCAGAUCAUCGCCUUCUGCGGUUCCUUGGAGAAGAACGUGUUCGUGUACGACCCCCGCCGUGGCCCUGGCGACUUCGACACCGCUGGCGCGCUGGGCGUGCCUGGGGCAAAGGGCAUGGACGACCCCGAGUCGCGGAAGAAGAAGCUCAACGCCGAGAUCGCAAAUGGCCGCCUCGCAAUGAUGGCCGUCAUCGGCAUGUUCUACCAGGACGGCCUCACUGGCUCGGCCUGGGGCGACUGGGCCCUCUACACCGACUCACCCCUGCGGGCCUACGAGAAUGAGCUGGGCGUGCAGGCGCCGGUCGGCUUCUGGGACCCUGCAGGGUACUGCGUGGAUGGCUCCGCUGCCGACUUCACGAGGCGCCGCGUUACGGAGAUCAAGCACGGCCGCGUGGCUAUGUGGGCUUGCAUGGGGUACAUCGUCCCCGAGUACUUCAAGUGGCCAGGGUUUCUGUCACCGACCGCUGGCAUCAAGUUCACGGACGUGCCGAACGGCCUGGGAGCCCUCUCGAAGGUGCCGGCUUACGGCUGGGUCCAGAUGAUCGCCUUCGCUGGCGCCCUCGACACUGGCUUCUUCGUGUACGACGAAUCCCGCGAGCCCGGCGACUAUGCCAAUGGCGGCGUCUUGGGCGUCCCGAACGCCAGCGGCCCGAUGGAGGACAAGGAUGCUCGCAAGACGAAGCUCAACGCUGAGCUUGCGAACGGUCGGCUGGCAAUGAUGGCUAUCAUCGGCAUGUUCUUCCAGGACGGCCUCACCGGCAGCGCAUGGGGCGACUGGGCGCUGUACACUGGCUCCCCGCUCCGCUGAGCGUGCGCGAAGCCUCGGCGUUCUUACCGCGCACUGGGGCCAAUGACAAAACCGGAGCAGCCCUUCUCCUCUUCCUCCGAUGCCCCACCCUCUCCCCCUCGCCUUCUCUUCGCGGGGCAGUUGCGUCGAGCGCCCCGCCUCUCUACUAAUCGCGGUUUGCCAGGUGAGCCCACUUUCCACAGGUUACGCCAUAUGCUGCAGCAGGCACCUACUCGGGUCACUACAUUGCGACGUCCAUGGUCUGAUUUUACCUCCCCUUGGUUGCGCCAGAGGUUCCGGCAGACACCCAUUCGAGACACAAAGUUGCUUAGCCCAUUUGGAGUCUACCCUCCGUGAGUUGCGCUUCGGGCCACCAUCACGACGCCCAUUUUGAAGUUUGCCUUUCAUUUACGUCUUGCUCGAUCAGUUACACCACACAAGGUUCUGGUGGACAAUCUAUUCGGCAGCCAAGUCGAGACUGCAGCUCCUGCACAUCACAACUAGGACUUCGUGCGUAGUAUGGUAGCAGCACCGUGCAGAACUACCAUAUUGGAGGAGGUGGUGGUAGUAGUAGUAGUAG
Messenger RNA from Prorocentrum cordatum, 4017 nucleotides. The record is from the annotation of a GenBank genome assembly. NCBI's taxonomy places the organism in Eukaryota, Dinophyceae, Prorocentrales, Prorocentraceae.